Molecule: messenger RNA, 3154 nt
Organism: Paraphaeosphaeria sporulosa
Lineage: Eukaryota; Fungi; Ascomycota; Dothideomycetes; Pleosporales; Didymosphaeriaceae
Exons: 3
Coding region: 89-3079 (996 amino acids)
Biological process (GO): phosphatidylinositol dephosphorylation
Cellular component (GO): endoplasmic reticulum
Molecular function (GO): phosphatidylinositol-4-phosphate phosphatase activity
Source: RefSeq, a predicted model, not a curated record
CCUCCAGCUUGGGUCGGGCGAGGCAAAGACGCGCAUGCACGCUGCACCUGUUUGCGAGUGCUCCCCUGAGCGCGCCGCCUCUGCUACAAUGCCCGGCCUGGUUCGCAAGCUGCUCGUCUUCGCCGCGGUAGACGGGCUGGUGUUGCAGCCCGCGCCGCCGCGCAACCACCCGCCGACGACGCAGCAGGCCAUCAAGGUCGACUACAAGGGCAAUGUCGGCCCGCUGCUCAAGGACCGCCGCCAGGAAGACACGGCCCCGCACACGCUCGAGGUGCAUGGCAUCCUAGGCCUGCUCAAAGUUGCGUCGUCGUAUUUCCUCGUCUCGGUGUGCGACCGCGAGCAGGUGGCGCAGAUACGCGGAAAGGCCAUCUACAAGAUCACCGACGUCGCUCUGAUCCCGCUCUCCUCGCAGACCGACGCCGACAAGGCCAUCGUAUCAGCCCGCGACCACGCACAGCGCCACAGGAAGGCACAGGGCCGCGCGGAGGACGAGUAUGAUAGCGAGAGCGACGAGGAUGACGCGCCCAGUGUGACCGACUCGCUCGAGGAAGACACGCCCGCACCGCCCACCCAAGUCAAGGAUCCCGUCACGGGCCAGCGCGGGCCGGCCGACCGGCGCACCAGCGUUGCCGAGGACGUGAUGCAGCGCAAAGGCGUCUACGGUCGCUUCGCAGACAAGUGGUUUUCCAAGAAGGGGUGGAAGACUGACAAGAGAAGGACGCAGGGCAUGAGCUCCGCCGAGGACCUACGCAAGGCCAUGUCCACGAAUGUGGAGUCGAUACCCAACGACGAGGGAGGGCCUCUCAGUCCAUCCAAGCCCGAUGCUCUGCCCGUCGAAGACAGGGAUGUGCCAGAGCCCGUGAGCCCUGAAGAGAUACCGAAAGCGCUUGCCGGAGACAAGGACAGCACUACCAUCGCCUUGUUGCCCAAGAUUCUGCGCACCGCCAAGAUGUACUUUGCUUCUGGGAACUUUUUCUACUCGUACGAUUACGACCUUUCGCAUGCAGUUGGAAAGCAGCAGCCUAGUUCCACUGUCCCUCUCUCCAAGCAAUUCGAUCCCCUGUUCUUUUGGAACGAGCACAUCAUGGCCCCCUUUAUCGAAGCAGGCCAGUACAGUUUCGUCCUCCCAGUCAUCCAAGGCUUUGUCGGCCAGCGUCCAUUUAGCAUCAAGGUCGUCGAUACCAAGUCCAACAGCGUUGUUAUAGAUCCGGACGCCACUCCGAAUGACGUGGAGCUACAGUCGAUCCACCAAAACAAAUCAACCGAGUCAAUUGCUAGCACAGAUGACAACACGAAAACGCCUCCACCGGAGCCUUCCAAUGGCAAGGACUUCCUCCUUACCCUGGUUUCGCGCCGGUCAACCAAAAGAGCUGGCCUCCGCUACCUCCGGCGUGGCCUUGAUGACGAAGGCAGCACAGCCAACAGCGUCGAGACUGAGCAGAUCCUUUCGUCGCCCACUUGGAACACGUCGCAAGACAAGAUCUUUUCUUUCACUCAGGUUCGAGGUUCGAUACCCCUCUUCUUUUCGCAAUCUCCGUACAGCUUGAAGCCGCAAGUGGAUACCUGGGGUUCCACGGACACGAAUGCGAAGGCUUUCAAACGCCACUUCGCCGAACUAACAGCAAGAUACGGCUCCGUGUAUGCUGCGUCUUUGGUCGACAAGCACGGAACUGAAGCAAAGAUUGGAAGCCUAUACGAGCAACACGCCAAGAUAGUGAACGAACAUGGCGGCAUGGACGGCAAAGGGAAGAAUCUCGAUUUCGAAUGGUUCGAUUUCCAUCAUGUCUGCCGAGGUAUGCGAUUCGAGAAUGUUUCUCUGCUCAUGGACUCUAUUGGCCCUUUCUUGGAGACAGCGAGCUGGACGGAGAUCUCGAACGAUCAAGCCAAGCAGACGCAGUCUGGUGUGUUGCGCACAAAUUGCAUGGAUUGUCUCGAUCGUACCAAUGUUGUUCAGUCUGCCUGCGCCCGGAUAACCCUCGAGGCUCAGCUUUCGGCCGGCGAUUACAGCAUUGAUCUCCAGAACGACCCAAGCACAUCCUGGUUCAACACUCUUUGGGCAGACAACGGCGACGCAAUCUCCAAACAGUACGCGGGCACUGCUGCGCUCAAGGGAGACUUCACCCGAACUAGAAAACGCCAAAUCACUGGCGCUCUGACUGACUUUGGGCUCACGUUGACCAGGUACUACAACAACAUUGUCAAUGAUUACUUCACGCAAGCGGUCAUCGACUACCUGUUAGGACGCGCGACAGAUUCCAUCUUUGCCGAGUUUGAGGCAGACAUGAAGAGCGCAGAUUACUUCAUCGACGUUCGGAAAGUGCGACAGGCGGCCAUUGACCGCUCAGCCGGCAUUGUCAUCGAAGACAAGGACGAAGAUCUUGUCGCUGGCUGGACGUUGAGCGUGCCGACUUCGGCCGAUCAUCUCAAAACUGCCACCUUUGAGGAAGCUGUGCUACUGCUGACAGAGAAAGCUCUGUAUUUCUGCCGCCUGGAUUGGGGCACGGAAAAGGUGCGUGAAUUCGAGCGCAUCGAGGUGGAGAAUGUGGAGGGAUUAUUCCGCGGUGUCUACAUCACCAGCACGUUAGCAUCGCGGCACAUGGACGAGCAGAAGAAUGUCGGUUUUGUAAUUCGGUAUCGGGCAGGGCCAGGUGGGGACCUGGUGCGGCGCAACACGCGUUCGCUUGAAUCUGGGAAAAGCGGUGCCCCGUCCGAAGAUGAGCCAGCGGCGUCGAAAUCACAGGCUCCACAGGCGACUGGCCGCUUCCUUGCGUUCAAGGCGCUGCCUCCACGCACCAGCAUGCCGGCAGCUGGGGACGCCGCAGAAAGUCCGGAGAACGAAGUGGAGGUGGUGCAGGGCAUAUGUGAGGAGAUUGCGAAGGUGGUGAAUAAGACGAGGGCCGGUGAGCAAGUCAAGUCUAGCAUUCCGGGAACGGAACAGGAAGACAAGACGGGAGGCGAGCCGCAAACAAGGAGGUUGGAGGUCAAGGAUCAGGAUGUGAUCAGUUUGACAGAUGCGAAGAGGAGUACGGGAUAUGUAGAGACGCUGGCCUACUCGAUGAAGAAGCUGGUAUGGGGUUGAGCGUAUAUGCGAAGAACGGCUGGAUACAUAGCAUGAUACCACAUAGAAUUGUAAUGACGCGGACAUUUUUUUCCC